AUGGCUCAUGAAAACAAAGAAGGCUACGAGCGUCGUAUGACCGUCGUGAGAAACCUAAUCCGUGGAUUUGGCCUCGAGUGCGCCGAUAUCACGCCUCUGCGAUGGAAUGAAGAUCAAACCUUUCCAUACAAUAACUUCAUCUACAAAGUAUCGCUAUCUUCAUUGGCUACAGCGGAACAUUUCGCAGCAGCGUCUCAGUCAAGACAACCAUGCACAGACUUGCCCCCGUCGGAAGGGAUCUCAACCGCGAUUGUACGACUAAGUAAUCCGAGGGCCUUGGGUAUGAACAAUGCGAACCGUGUUGAAAACGAAGUUGCGGCAAUAAACCUCGCUCGUGACGCCAUAGCACGAGUUGGCCCUGAAUAUACCAAUCUUGUCCCGGCUGUUUUUGCCUGGAAGGCAGCCACAGACCCAAAUCCCGUCGACGAGACAGGGUUUGGAUGGAUCGUCAUGGAGUACCUAACCGGGUCUUCUCUAUACAAGCAGUUCAAGACAUUUGACAUGGGCAAAAAAAAUUCGAUCAUCAUUGAGAUUGCUGCCAUAUUCUCUGCCAUUCAAGGGAUAACAUUACCACCUGGAGUUGACCGUUUUGGUGGCUUGACCAUCAACGCUGCUGGUGAUAUUGUAUCUGGCCAAGAGACCAUGCAGUCUUCUCCUGGUGGUCCGUGGAAGGAGUAUGACGACGUCUGGAGACACCAAUUACUCUGCCAGCUGAAAGGCGCAGACAAUAGCGAAGUUAUUCAGGGCUGGAAAGCAAACGGACUCCGCGAAAGGAUUGAUAAUUUUAGUCGAGCAAAAUUACGCAGGGUUAUUGAGCAGGCAGGUGUUGAUAUGUCCAAGUUGGCUUUUGUUCACCUCGAUUUCACUAUGAGCAACAUGCUAUACGACCCGGAUAAGCAGCGAAUUUCCGGCGUCGUUGACUUUGACUGGGCGGCCAUAACCAACCCAGCCCACGAGUUCUUCACCUCGCUGCAGGAUAUGUACGGAACAGCGAAUGAACAAGAGUCGGACAAGCUUCAACGAGCAAUCCUAACAGGCGACUUUAGUGCCAAUUCCGAAGCAGGGGAAGAGAAACAUGCGGAGGCGUGGCAGCUUGCGGAAACUUGGCAUAAGUCACUCAAGGAGCGUGGUGGCCUGCCUCUUAGCGAUAUACCAGGGAUGGAAGUGCUUAACAAGCUGAACGAUUUCAUUGACUUACUUUGCCCGUGGCAACUGGGAAGUGAGGAGGCACUGAAUCAGCGAACGGCUGAGCAGAACACCAAGAUUAAAGCAGAUGCGGAGAAGGCUAUUGAUGACAUGUUGUGCCAAUGGAGUGUCUAG
This is a messenger RNA of Pochonia chlamydosporia 170, 1320 nucleotides long. RefSeq names its product phosphotransferase enzyme family protein. The record is from RefSeq and is a predicted model, not a curated record. The transcript has 3 exons. Lineage: Eukaryota; Fungi; Ascomycota; Sordariomycetes; Hypocreales; Clavicipitaceae. The coding region runs from base 1 to 1320 and encodes 439 amino acids.